Purpureocillium lilacinum is the source of this 1860-nucleotide messenger RNA. RefSeq lists its product as uncharacterized. Gene Ontology annotation, cellular component: cytoplasm; nucleolus. The record is from RefSeq and is a predicted model, not a curated record. Gene Ontology annotation, biological process: positive regulation of translation; nuclear-transcribed mRNA catabolic process, nonsense-mediated decay. Lineage: Eukaryota; Fungi; Ascomycota; Sordariomycetes; Hypocreales; Ophiocordycipitaceae. Gene Ontology annotation, molecular function: mRNA binding.
AUGUCGGCCCCGGGGCCACAGGUCUUGGCCCGUAGGUCCAACGGCGUCUCUCAGGCUGCCGAAGGCAAAGGCAAGGCAUCGUCGGGCGAAGCCAGCGGAUCCAGGCCACCCAGGGCUAAAGGCUCUGGAGAUAGGAACACCGACUCGACUAAGGCACGUAACGCGAGCGGGACGGAGCCUUCGAGACGCUCGAAGCCCAGGGUUCACGAUGAAGGCGAGAAGCUCGUGAUUCGACGUUUGCCGCCCGGCAUGACCGUGGCCGAGUUUGUUGCCAUCCUCGGCCCUGACUGGGAAGUCAACAAGGGCAAGGUCGACUGGCUGUCGUACAGCCCCGGCAAGGUCUCAACAGACCCCUCGAAGCCGUCACGUCCCAGCCGUGCAUACCUCCAUCUGGUGCGCAAGGACGAUAUCAUGGCACUCGGCCAGAUCGUUCGCACCGCGACGUGGGAAGACGCCAAGGCGACCUUCACCAACCCUUCGCUGGUGGGGCCUCCGUCGCUUGAGUUCUCCCCAUACAAGAAGAUCCCGGGCAGCAAGCGACGCACAGAUCCCCGUCAGGGAACCAUCGACCAGGACCAAGAGUUCAUGACCUUUCUGGAGGCUCUCGCCAAUCCAGCCCCGCUUCGCGAGAGCAUCGAUGUUGAGGAAGCCGACGAGGUCAAGGAGGAAACCAAGGUCACAACUACCCCGUUGGUCGAAUAUCUGAAGGAGAAGAAGGCGAACAAGAGCAAGGACUCUGGAAAGAACGCCAAGUCAUCCAAGAAAGGCGGUUCCAAGGACGAGGACUCCAAGAAGAAGUCCAAGGAUCCCAAGGCCGACAAGUCCGAGAAAGCACCGAGAGAGACAGUCAAGAUCCUGAGCAAGAAGGCGGCCACGGAACAAGCUGCCGAUGCGGCCAAGAACGUUGCCAGCCAAAUCUCCGCCGCCGGUGCCGCAGACGCCCCGAAGAGCCGCCGCGCAGGCAUUGCCGCUGCCGCGAGAAUUUUGCAACGAGACUUGGGCCUGAGUCCCGGCAGCGCCCAUCGGCGAGCUAGGCACGACGCCGCGAAGGCCGAAGCCGAUUCCAAGGCGCCAUCGGCCAAGGACAGCCCGGCUUCCGCAAGCGACACCGCUCCAGCGCCCGCAGACUCGACUCCCCAGCCGCCAAGAAGUCGACCCGACAGCCCGGUGGCCUCGAAGGCCUCGCAACAGUCCGGACGCAGAGCCCGCGGGGGUAAAAGCGCCGAGAAGGGCAAAGCCGCCGAGGCUUCAUCUUCAGCUUCACAGCCCGCGCCAACGACCGCGCCGGUUAUUCUGAAGAAAAAGGUUGACGCCGAGGUAGCAACGCCUACUGCCGACAGUCAGACAACAGCAGCCCAGGCACCGAACGGCAAAUCAACAGGCGCUUCUUCUACCAACGCCAAGGGUGCUAACAGCAAGGCCGCUGCUCCGCAGAAGAAGGCGUCAGGCGUGUCUCCCGGCGCGACACGCGCGUUUAUCAAGCACGCCAGCGCAUCCCAAGGCGUCACCGAUGCCUCACUUAGGCAAGCCCUCGAGGCCUACGGCUCCGUUACAUCUAUCGACAUGGACAAGCGCAAAGGCUUCGCCUAUGUCGAUUUCGCAGAGCAUGAAAGUCUCGUCAAAGCCGUGGCCGCGAGCCCCGUGCAGGUUGCCCAGACAUCAGUCCAGGUUCUCGAACGCAAGGACAAGAAGCCGGCCGCCACCUCCUCUGGUGGUCCGCCAUCGUCUACGAACCCAGAGAAGGGAUCUGGACGUGGUCGUCGAGGCAGGGGCGGUGGCGGUGGCAACAAGUCGGGUGGACAGGGCAACGCUCAGGCUACUGCGGCUGCUGCUGCGACAGCUGCCAGUACAGGUGGCUGA